This is a messenger RNA of Puntigrus tetrazona (Sumatra barb), 1506 nucleotides long. RefSeq names its product pyroglutamylated RFamide peptide receptor a (gene qrfpra). Gene Ontology annotation, biological process: G protein-coupled receptor signaling pathway. NCBI's taxonomy places the organism in Eukaryota, Metazoa, Chordata, Actinopteri, Cypriniformes, Cyprinidae. The record is from RefSeq and is a predicted model, not a curated record. The transcript is spliced from 6 exons. Gene Ontology annotation, molecular function: peptide binding; neuropeptide Y receptor activity. Gene Ontology annotation, cellular component: membrane. Bases 133 to 1371 code for a protein of 412 amino acids.
GUCGCACGAAGUGCUCCGCAUCAAGGGAGCUGCCGCUGAUUCGGUGUGAAGAGACGCGGCGCUCGACACUUACCAGCCUACUCUUUAAAACUUUGAUUUCUCUCGUCCCGUUUUCAAAGACGAGCUUUAUACAUGGGGGAUACGAAGAUUACUCCCGAGGCGCUGGAGCAACUACUUCUAUUUUACAAUCUUACUCGUCAGGAGUUUAUUGAGACGUAUCAGAUUCAGCCGUUGGUUUACAUCCCCGAGUUACCGGCCAGCGCCAAAACCGCAUUUGUUAUUGUGUACACGCUGAUUUUUCUCCUGGCUCUCGUUGGAAACAGCCUGGUCGUGUGUAUUGUUUUAAGAAAGCGCGGGAUCCAGACCGCCACAAACAUUUUUAUCUGCUCCCUGGCCGUCAGCGACCUCCUGAUAUCUUUCUUCUGCAUCCCUUUCACUCUGCUGCAAAACAUCUCCUCUGAAUGGUUCGGGGGUGUGUUGGUGUGCAAAACAGUUCCCUUUGUUCAGACCACUGCUAUUGUGACUGGCAUUCUCACAAUGACCUGCAUCGCUGUGGAGAGGUACCAGGGGAUUGUACACCCUCUAAAAAUCAAAAGACAGUGCACUCCACAAAGAGCAUACAGAAUGCUGGUGGUUGUCUGGAUUGAGGCCAUGAUGGUUGGAUCUCCAAUGCUCUUUGUUCAACAGUUAGAGGUGAAAUAUGAUUUUCUAUAUGAUCUCCAUCAUGUGUGCUGUCAGGAGCGCUGGACCUCGAGUGCCCACAGGAAACAGUAUGCAACCUUUAUUCUAGUGUUCCUCUUCCUCCUGCCUCUCGCAGCCAUGCUGCUACUCUACACCAGAAUUGGUAUUGAGCUCUGGAUUCGCAAACAAGUUGGAGACUCCUCAGUCCUCAAUACCAUGAACAAAAGGGAGGUCUGCAAAAUAUCCAGAAAGAAGCGAAGGGCCAUCAAGAUGAUGGUCACCAUUGUUGUGUUGUUUACUGUCUGCUGGGCCCCUUUUCAUACGGUUCAUAUGCUGUUUGAAUACAGUUACCUGAACAAAACGUAUGAUGACAUCACAAUCAAUAUGCUUAUUGCUGUUGCACAGGCCAUAGGAUUUUCAAAUUCAUUCAACAAUCCUAUCAUUUAUGCAUUUAUGAAUGAGAACUUCCAGAAGAACUGCUUGUCCACCUUUUCAUUUUGCAUUAGGCGGUCCAGUCAACGUGUCGAUGUUAAGGACAAAGCGACAAAGGACAAGGUACUUUUUUGUAAGUCUGCCAGACAAGAAGAAGACAUCUCAGUCGUACCUAGAAUACAUAUAGUUGAUCAAGUUCAAUCUGGAAGACCAAACAUGCAAACAUCUCUGUCAUUUCUGGAGGAGAGGAUCUGCUAAGAGCAAUAGGAUACAUGCAAGAUGUAUUCUAUCUAUCUAUUUAUCUAAUAUGUAUCAAUAUAUAUGUAUACACUGUUCAAAAUUCCUUUUUUUUUUUGUCUUUUAUGCUUACCAAGGUCAUAUUUAUUUGCUAAA